CUGGGGUUAUUCUUCCUCAGGCCACUGCAGCUCGAGCGACGUACAGACGAGCCAGUUUUUUCUGUCCACCGCACCGCACGCCACACACUCGUUAAGCCAGUGCCAACACGAGAAGUCGCCACUAAUAAAUUACUGUUUUUUACUGCACUCGCAACAGUCAACGGCGCUCACUCGACUAAUUUAUACGUAAAAAUAAACAUCAAUCAGCAACGUCGCAGUUGUUCGCGCCAAAUACAGCGCUGUAGCCCCGCCCGUCUCCAGCGUCGCAUCAUAGAUCAGACAAAAUGUUCGCUGUGAUGCAGAUCGACGAAGAUCACACUAGGGACUUCAGGCGUAAACUUCGCCCUAAGUGCGAGUUUGUGUGCAAAUACUGCCAGCGCCGCUUCACCAAGUCCUAUAACCUGAUGAUACAUGAACGCACCCACAAGAGUCCUGAACUGUCUUUCAGUUGUGAAGUCUGUGGCAAGAGUUUCAAGAGACAGGACAACCUACGCCAGCACAGAUGUAGUCAAUGCUUGUGGCGGUGAAGGUGACGGAGUAAGCACGAUCCCCUACUACAGCGGUCUCUCUUACACAAUAGAAGAAAUUCACUACAAUCCGACAAAAGAGAGUACCAUGUAUAUGAGGUGGUGAUAAAUCAUCAAUUGCAACAUAAUGACGUCAUCGCUUUUAACAAUCCGGAGUAACAUUUUACGUGACAGUAUUCGUGCUUCAUCAUUAAUACCGCCAGAAUGGGAUAUUGCAAUGAAGUUUUAAAUUUAGAAUCUCGAUUCUAAAUUUGAAUGAAUGCAAAGAUGAAUUCUAAAAUCUAAAUUUUGGAGCAGUAUUUGACUAUUUAUUUGCGAAUUGAAAUUUAAUAAUGAAACUUUUUUUAAUAUAAAAUAAAUGGUCACUUACUGUAAUAAGAUUUAAUCUUUGUGAUAUUAUGGAGAAAUAAAAUCGUCUUCGUAGGUGAUAAAAAUGUUGUAAUAUUUAUGCGAUGAAUAGAUAUUCAAACAAAAACUUCUAGCUACAGUUUACUUCAAAAUAAUUUUCAUAAUACCUAUUUGAUAAAAUGAAACUAAUUUGAUGAUGACAAUAUCAUACAUAAAAACAUAAUUUUAAAACAUUUUUUGAGUUCGCCUAUAAAUUCACUUAAUCUUUCAAUGAUUUAUUUGACAUAAAAGUUUUGCUUGGAUAUAUAUUCUUAGUUAUAUAAAUAUAGACAGAACAUUCUGGUGAUUUGUAUAUAGUAUUUAUUAGUUUUAGUGAUGGUAGCAUUUAAACAGCUUAACUGCUUAGCUAUAUGUUAAUGUAAAAUAAUAUUUAUAUUAUGUUUAAAAUAUUGUUUUUAUUUUAAGCUUCUUGUACGUAGAACGUAUAUUGUUCUAAUUGAGAGAGGUUUGAGGAAAUUAACGGAAGGUUUUCAGGUAUUUUUUAAUUUAUUUUUUAUAGUAGUUUACGAGAUAGUCCAUGUAUUUUGUUUACUGUAUAUUUGGGUCGUUCCUAAUGUUUAGAAUUACGAGAUGACAGGUGGUUGUUAUAUGAAACGUCAAGUUGGAAUAUUAUUCGCAUAAACAAAAAUAGAAAAUUUGGGUUCAUUAAAAAAUUAUACGUAAAUUAUUCGCAGUGAUUUUGCUAUUCUUUACAUAAAUAAUAAUGAUAUAGAAAUGUCUAUACAAGCGAGACACAAUUUGUAAACUAAGCAUAUUAAUUUAAGUCAGUAAUUUAGACAUACAUAAAAGCAUACGAAUUCGAGAUAAUAUUUUGUUACUUCAGCUUUUUUUAAAGUUUCGGUGGUAAAACCAUUUUUCGUGUUUUCUCCCGCCAAUAGGAAAAAGAUUUUGUAAUAAUUAUAAUUUGAUCACUAUUUGCUGUAAAUAUAUAUUAAAAAAAAGAUAUUGAAAUGUAUGUCUCUUCAUUGAAACUUUUUCAAAUUUUUUAUAAUGUGCUGAUUAUAUCUAUUUACUUUCAAAGUGAUUCGAUAAAAAGACAUGGCAAAAAUGUGUGUCUACUUUUGAGUAAAGUAUCUUAAUAAACGGGGUAUAUAAGAAUUCGUGAAUUAGUUUCAAAAUAUAGCAACUAUAAAGGAAAACGUUUAUUUAUCUAUGUAUAUAAAUAGCUUGUCAAAAAAAUCUGCACUUUAUAAUUGGCUUCCAAGUAACUUUACCAUAUUUCGAUGAAUCAGCGAAACGUGCGGUAAAGUUAAUAGAAUUUAACCUUCGCUGUCUUUACACGAUAUAUACAUUUAUAUAUGGACUGUCAUAUAAGACGGUAUAUGCUUAUGCUUUAAUUAUUGUAUUGGGAACUAUAAUUCUAUUAAACAUGAUUUAAGAUUUAAAAAACUAUAUUUUUUAUUGAAUAUCAAAUUCCGAAUAAUUCAGGGUUUCAAAGAUACCAGUUCAAUUUUCACUUGAAGAAUGAUAUGACUCAAUUAAAAAAAUGUUGAACGAAAGAACGAUAUUUUCAUAUACUAUUUCCAUACAAAGUUCGAACAGCAGAUUAGUAAAUAGGAUAUCUUUUUCGCUACUUAUUUUUAAAUACGAGUUUCAUGUACCAAAUCAAGAGGCCUACCGUGAAAGAUACAAAUACUUAUGCUGUCUCUUUUUUCCUAUAUCAUGUGAAAGAGAACGUUUGGACAAAAUACGACUUGUAUCUAAAAAUCACCCCAUUUUAAGCCCUUUUAAGCUAAGCUAUAUUCAUGUUUAACAUAAUUAAGAUGGUUAAAAAUAACAUUCCAAGUGCCAAUAAACGGACAGAAUAUGUCUGUCAGUAGCCAUGUUUUUAAAUAUAAUUCUUAGAUGUAUAAAAUUAUAAUUGACUAUUUUACAUUAUGUAUGUAUCUAUUCCAGUUCAUUGUGUAGAUCAAUGGUAAUAAAUGAAUGAUUAAAA
Plodia interpunctella (Indianmeal moth) is the source of this 2871-nucleotide messenger RNA. It is a transcript of the gene drm, whose product is annotated as drumstick. Gene Ontology annotation, molecular function: DNA-binding transcription factor activity, RNA polymerase II-specific; RNA polymerase II transcription regulatory region sequence-specific DNA binding. Gene Ontology annotation, biological process: regulation of transcription by RNA polymerase II; embryo development. Bases 285 to 527 code for a protein of 80 amino acids. The transcript has 4 exons. The record is from RefSeq and is a predicted model, not a curated record. NCBI's taxonomy places the organism in Eukaryota, Metazoa, Arthropoda, Insecta, Lepidoptera, Pyralidae. Gene Ontology annotation, cellular component: nucleus.